UUCAUUGUUUCAUGUUCACAAUCUAAUAUUGGCCAAUAUUUAAUCAUCAUUUAUCAUUUAUUUGCUAAAAUAAUUUACGGGCGUUUUCUUGUUCUAUCCGAAAAGUUGAUUUAUUUGUCAACUCAACUCUUACAGUUCAAAUCAUUACCAUCAAUUGGAAUCAAAGUUAUUGCAAAAAAAAUCACCCACCAUGUCCGAAUCCAUUGCCAAACCGACCAAUAAUCCAUUGUCGACACUUUCAGAUGAAGAUGAUGAAGAUUUGUUUGCUUCAGCUUAUGAGCAACCAAUUAAAGCAAAACAUGAAGAAUCUUCGCCAUCUGAAACGAAAAUGGCCAACAUUAAUCUCGGUGAUGAUGAUGAUGAUAGUCACCAAACACUCGAUAUCGAAAAAGAGCAAACGGAUUCUGAUCCUAAACAAGAAAUGGUCAACGGUGCAAUACCAACACCACCUCCCAGAAAAUUAUCUAUCCCACAACAUUCAUCAGUUAUUAAUACAUUGGAAUCUGAGAUGAAUACAAUCGACUUGAAUGAUUCAAAAUGCGAUAAAGAUGAUUUGAAACCUCAGCAAGCUUCUAUCAAGUCAGAAAAUGAUAGUAAUUUGAAUAAAGAACCAAUAACAGGUGGAAUCAAUGCAAUUAAACCACUCGAAACGGUUCCCAUUGAAUCACGUCCGGCCGAAUUACCACAGCCAACAACAGCGGCAACAAAAACUUUGCAACAACAACCGGCUAUGAUUACGCCUAGUCAAAUAACGAUCACUAUUUCUGAACCACAAAAAAUGGGCGAAGGCAUGGGUUCUUACAUGAUCUAUUCUGUCAGCACUCGAACGACCUUGCCUUAUUUCCGUCGUCAAUCUAUGACUGUAAAUCGUCGUUUUUCCGAUUUUUUGGGUCUCCAUUCAAAACUCCUGAUGAAACAUGGACAAUCAGGCCGAAUCAUUCCACCACCACCGGCUAAAUCAGCCUUUGGAACGGCCAAAGUGAAGAUGGCUAAAGAUGAAUCACUACAUUCGAUGGAUUUUCUUGCUAAACGUCGUGCCGCUUUGGAACGUUAUCUACAACGUACUGCUGAACACCCGAUCCUUUGUUCGGAUCCAGAUUUCCGAGAAUUUCUUGAGCUUGAUACUGAAUUACCACGAUCAACAUCUACAUCGGCUUUAAGUGGAGCCGGUUUAAAACGAAUGUUUUCACUGGUCGGCGAUACUGUUAAUAAAAUGACAUUCCGUAUGGAAGAAUCUGAUCCGAAUCUUUGUAACAGCUUCGAAGAAAUUAAGUGGUUUGAAUCGAAACAACAACAAAUUGAAAUGUUGGACGGCCAAUUACGUAAAUUACAUGCGGCCAUUGAAUCGUUGAUACAUAAUCGAAAAGAACUAUCGUCAUCAUUGGGUAUCCUUGGUAAAUCGACCGCAUUGAUAGGUCAUGAUGAGCAUAAUGUAUCAUUGUCGUGUGCACUUUCACAUUUGGCUGCCACACAUGAAAAAGUGGAGAAAAUCUACGAAUCACAAGCGAAUCAUGAUUUCCUUUAUCUUUCCGAACUAUUACGUGAUUAUAUUGGCAUGAUUGGAGCCGUACGCGAAGCAUUCCAUGAACGUGUAAAAUGUUUCCAGAAUCUAACCAAUCUGGAACAAAGUUUAAAUCGUAAAUAUGAAUCCAAGGCAAAAUUAGAGUUGACUCUGAAGAAUGAACGUUCUUCAUCACCACAAAUUGAUGAAGAAAUACAAGAUCUUCAAGAACGUGUGGAAAAAGCAAAGGCAGAUUUCGAAAAAAUAUCAGAUACAAUUAAACAAGAAUUUGAACGUUUCGAUUUGAAUCGUAUUCGAGAUUUUCGAAAUAAUUUCCUCAAAUACAUGGAAUCAUUGUUGCAAACACAGGAGGCAUUGAUUGAAUGUUGGGAAACAUUCUUGCCCGAAGCAAAAUCAAUUUCUGCCUGAAACAGUGGAAUAAUCAUUGUGUGUGGAUUGUGGCCUCCUUAUUCUUAAUUUUUUUUGUCACAAUCGAUAAAGUCAUAUUACAAAAAUAAAAUAGAUUUAUUUAUCAGAUCAAA
Messenger RNA from Dermatophagoides farinae (American house dust mite), 2043 nucleotides. It is a transcript of the gene Snx1, whose product is annotated as sorting nexin 1. Gene Ontology annotation, cellular component: endosome; endosome membrane. Gene Ontology annotation, molecular function: phosphatidylinositol binding. Lineage: Eukaryota; Metazoa; Arthropoda; Arachnida; Sarcoptiformes; Pyroglyphidae. Gene Ontology annotation, biological process: early endosome to Golgi transport. The record is from RefSeq and is a predicted model, not a curated record.